GCCCAGCUCGCUCACCCGUAUUUAAGCUCCACGCUCCCACCCCGCACUCGAACCCUAACGCCGGUGCCGCCGCCGCCGCAACCAUCGCCGCCGCCGCGGUCACACAACCAUGGGUAUCGACCUCGUCGCCGGCGGCCGCAACAAGAAGACCAAGCGCACGGCGCCCAAGUCCGACGAUGUCUACCUCAAGCUCCUCGUCAAGCUCUACCGCUUCCUCGUGCGUAGGACCAAGAGCCCCUUCAACGCCGUGAUCCUUAAGAGGCUGUUCAUGAGCAAGGCCAACCGCUCGCCGCUCUCGAUGCGUCGCCUCGUCAAAUUCAUGGAGGGGAAGGGUGACCAGAUCGCUGUGAUCGUGGGCACCGUGACCGACGACAAGAGGAUCACCGAGGUGCCAGCGAUGAAGGUGUGCGCGCUCAGGUUCACCGAGACGGCGAGGGCCAGGAUCAUCAAUGCUGGUGGCGAGUGCCUCACCUUUGACCAGCUGGCACUCCGCGCACCGCUCGGACAAAACACGGUUAUCCUGAGGGGUCCUAAGAAUGCUAGGGAAGCUGUUAAGCACUUUGGCCCUGCGCCUGGAGUCCCACACAGCCACACCAAGCCUUAUGUUCGCUCAAAGGGAAGGAAAUUUGAGAAGGCGAGAGGGAGGAGGAACAGCAGGGGCUUCAAGGUCUAAGUGGCAGCAACCUUGCGAAUACAUGUCAUAUUGCUCGUCAUCUAAACAUGACUGUUUUGGUGCCAGAGUUGCUCCGCUUUAGAUGUCAGAAUCUUGUGCUAUUACUGGAUUGCAGACCAAUCAAAUUUUGCUCUUGUUUUUUUGCACCGUGAGACUUGUGUUUGUCAGCCAAUUGCAAAUAUACUUAUCGUACGUAUCAUUGUGGGUGAUAACUAUGUGGAAGUCUGCCA
Messenger RNA from Setaria italica (foxtail millet), 903 nucleotides. Its product is annotated as 60S ribosomal protein L18-2. Gene Ontology annotation, molecular function: RNA binding; structural constituent of ribosome. Gene Ontology annotation, cellular component: ribosome; cytosolic large ribosomal subunit. Gene Ontology annotation, biological process: translation. The record is from RefSeq and is a predicted model, not a curated record. Lineage: Eukaryota; Viridiplantae; Streptophyta; Magnoliopsida; Poales; Poaceae. The transcript has 5 exons. Bases 110 to 673 code for a protein of 187 amino acids.